Molecule: messenger RNA, 933 nt
Organism: Micropterus dolomieu (smallmouth bass)
Lineage: Eukaryota; Metazoa; Chordata; Actinopteri; Centrarchiformes; Centrarchidae
Product: homeobox protein orthopedia B-like
Exons: 3
Coding region: 1-933 (310 amino acids)
Biological process (GO): neuron differentiation; regulation of DNA-templated transcription
Molecular function (GO): DNA binding; DNA-binding transcription factor activity, RNA polymerase II-specific
Source: RefSeq, a predicted model, not a curated record
AUGCUCUCUCACGCCGACCUCCUGGAUGCUCGGCUCGGGAUGAAGGAUGCUGCAGAGUUACUCGGACACCGAGAGGCUCUCAAGUGCCGGCUGGGUGGUGGAGUGCAAGACCAGGGGCAUCCGGGAGACAUGGCCCCUGGUUCAGACUCUGUGGAGGGAACCACUCUCCUGCCGGGAGAAGACAUCGCUACUGUGGGAUCCAACUCUGCCGGCAUGCCUGUGAACGGGAAGGAGCAGGAGAAGCAGCAACAGCAACCGCAGCAGAGCUCCGGACAGACCUCCAGUCAGCAGAAACAGAAGCGGCACAGGACGCGCUUCACCCCGGCGCAGCUCAACGAGCUGGAGCGCAGCUUCGCUAAAACCCACUACCCUGACAUCUUCAUGCGGGAGGAACUGGCGCUGAGGAUCGGCCUCACUGAGUCCAGAGUUCAGGUUUGGUUCCAGAACAGACGCGCUAAGUGGAAGAAAAGGAAGAAGACCACCAAUGUUUUCCGCGCCCCGGGGACGCUGCUCCCAACCCCAGGCCUGCCACAGUUCUCGGCCGCGGCCGCCAUGGAGAACAGCCUGUGCUCCUUCCACGCCAACGACUCUCGCUGGGCCACGGGGAUGCCGGGGGUCUCCCAGCUGCAGCUCCCGCCGUCCUUGGGUCGCCAGCCUGGCAUGCAGUCCCUGUCACAGUGCAGCCUGGGUCCAGGCCCGCCACCCAACUCGAUGGGUCUCUCCAACGGCCUGUCCUCCAACGGCUCCGGUCUGCAGUCCCACCUCUACCAGUCGCAUUUCCCCGGAAUGUCGGCAUCUCUCUCCGGCCCCACGAACGUAUCGGGCUCCCCGCAGCUGUGUAGUUCCCCGGACAGUGACAUGUGGAGAGGGACAAGCAUCGCGUCACUGCGGCGCAAAGCGCUGGAGCACACAGUGUCCAUGAGUUUCACUUAG